Molecule: messenger RNA, 6813 nt
Organism: Myiozetetes cayanensis
Lineage: Eukaryota; Metazoa; Chordata; Aves; Passeriformes; Tyrannidae
Gene: ZNHIT6
Product: zinc finger HIT-type containing 6
Exons: 12
Coding region: 1-1437 (478 amino acids)
Biological process (GO): maturation of LSU-rRNA from tricistronic rRNA transcript (SSU-rRNA, 5.8S rRNA, LSU-rRNA); box C/D snoRNP assembly; snoRNA localization
Cellular component (GO): nucleus; pre-snoRNP complex
Source: RefSeq, a predicted model, not a curated record
AUGGCCAGGGGACAAUGUUUGCUUUUCAAGCUGAGGCAAAAAUGCUCCUCCCGCGCGGACGGACGGGACGCCGAGCUGGAGCAGCUGGACACGGGCAGGUUCCCGGGAUUGGGAAGAGCCGCAACCGUGUUGCGAAACCGCCCGUUUCGGAAAGCCUCCGGUGUGUCUCGGGAAGCCUCCGGUGUGUCUCGGAAAGCCUCCGGUGUGUCUCGGAAGCCUCCGGUGUGUCUCGGAAAGCCUCCGGUGUGUUUUGGAAAGCCUCCGGUGUGUCUCGGAAAGCCUACGGCACCGGGACGUGCGUCCCGCCCGGUGAGGGAGCGGGUGUGGGGAGCGGCCGCCAGGCGGCGCCGCCGCGCAGGGGAGGGCGCUGUGGCCCCGCCCGGCCCGUGGGUCCGCGCGCGGGGCGGCGGCGCGGCCAUGGCGGAGCGGGACGGCGGCGGCACCGGCAGCGCCCAGGGCAGCGCCCCGCGGGCCGCGGGCGGCGGGAAGAUGUCCCUGCACAGAUGUGAAACCUGUAGCAAAGAAGAAGCUAAAUACAGAUGUCCACGAUGCAUGAAAUAUUCGUGCAGUCUGUUGUGUGUAAAGAAACAUAAGCUUGCACUGAGCUGUAACGGAGUGAGGGACAAAACAGCGUUUGUCUCUGUAAAUGAAUUUACUGACUUGAACCUUUUGAGUGAUUAUCGUUUCCUGGAAGAUGUAUCAAGGACAGCUGAUGCUGCUGCUCGACAUUGUAUUGUGCAUAGUCCAGCAACAAAAAGACUUUUACAGUGCUUGAGAAACAAAGCUCGAGGGUGUAAUAUUGAGCUGAAAACACUGCCUGUGGGAUUUACAAAAAGAAGAGAAAAUUCAACCACAUUCAAUUCCACGGAGAACAAGUUCUACUGGCAUUUGAAGCUUGUAUUUCCUCACUGUCACGCUGAAUACACUUUAAAACGGGUGCCUGACGAUAAAACACUCGCUGAUAUCCUUAAGCCGUACAUUGAUCCAGUGGAGUCAGAUCCUGUAGUUUGUCAAAGAUUAAAAAUCUAUACAGGAUCUCCUCAGUCAGAUGUACAAAUUUUAAUGAAAAUAGAAAACAGGAGCAGAAACUCUGUAAGGUACAAUGAACUGGAUGCCAGUAGAAGCCUCUUAGACAAUUUGAAAGGCAAAGUAAUAAUUGAGUAUCCAACAUUAUUUGUGGUCUUGAAAACACUGAAGAAUGACAUGGUGGUUCUUGGCAAAGUUUGGAUGACAAACAGCCUUGAGUUUGGUUCAGAUCCUGUGUUCUUGGAAUUUUAUCUAUUAAGAGUAGAAACCUGCAACAUUAACUUCAGAUUCUUUCUGAAAAACUGUUCAGAGCAUAAAUAUAAAGAUGGCAGUGAACCUGUAGAGAACUCAGACAGUGAAAGUUCAUCUCUUUCAUCUAUGGAAGAAGGGGAAAUUCGGGACAGUUCAUGACGGUGUUUUGAGAGAAGAGGGUGGAAUGAGCUUUUUGGGUUUUAAAUUAUUUAAUUAGAGGAUUUUUUAAUACAACUGAAUUCCUAGAGGUUUUGUUUAACUUUCUUCACUAAAGACAGCAUUCCCAAAGUGCCUCUACCUAUUUUUAGAUUUAGUAAUGCAUAUUUAGGGAUGUAAAUAAGGAGAUGGGGAAUUGCUGGUUCCAGAAAAAAAACUAUAUUCUUAUUUAAUUGCAGCCUUCAAUUGCACCGUUGUUUUUCAUUUUUCCCUAACAACCUCAGUGUCUAACUUCCAGGUUUAAAUGUCUGACCACAUAUUUGUAUUUUAUGUGGAUAUUUGAGUCUUAAUGCUUAACCUUACUGAAGAAAAAUGAAAUCUAAUUCUAAUGAAACUGAUGUUUCAUUAAAUUAAAUUUUAGGGUAUUUCUGUAUAACACUGAGCUGCUGACAAUGGUCUUUUGUUACUUUUGACUUUAAUUUUUUGUGGUGACAUUUUAGGUGCUUGGUGCAAUGCAUUUUUUUUUCUUACUUGGUUGCAUUCUUGUUUAAUAUGUUAAUGGACAGGUCAGACUGUGUUUUCAGGUUGGCUUGUUGCUGUAUGUUUAGUCUUCUACCCGGAUCUUCUACAUUAAUGUGGGGUUUAAAAUCAACAGAAUUGGAUGCAUAGAUUGGCACUAAUGCAAAUACACUUCACUUCUAAAGAAUGUUUGUGUUAAGCAUCUCAUGUACCUGGUAUACCUACUGAAGUUAGGUAUUGUAAAUACUUACUGGCAUAUCAACUCAAUUUAUCUACUUUAAAACAAAGAAAUCGUAAAGAAAAAAGAUUCCUGUACUUUAUCAUCUGCUGGCAAUAGAAGUUUGUGGUUAACUUCUGGGAAGAUUUCUAGGUCACAGACCACGUAUCCCUAUAUCCAAGUCCCCCGUGCCUGUGGGGUCUGUUGCAAGCAGUGCAGGGCAGGUGAACCCCUGUCCCCGCUUGCACCAGGGCAUUCUCAUGACUCAGGAUCAGUGUGUGAGUUCGUUUGCAAGGGUCAGGGUUUGUACAGUCUUCAGGACAUGGUCCCUCUCUGAACAGCUCUGUGAGGUUGUUGCUGCCUUUGUUGUUACCCCAGUUUCUGUCUCCUGCUUGAGACUGGCACCUUUGUGACAAAAGUUGGUGUCCUGGGUGCAUGUUCAUUUGCCAUGAAGAUGGUAUUUCAGUUGUAAGUGUUCUUCCUGCCAGUGCUGACAUAGGAGGUAGAAAUACAACAGGAAGCAGUGAAGGAACUUGUAGAGGUAACAGGAGGCUGUGGGAGCAAUACAGGGGAGGGCUGAGGCUUCCAGGCUCUGCCUAGGCUUCAGGGCCCCAGGAUCCUAGGUCCUCACUGGUCAUGCUUCUGCAUGGAGAGGAUUUUUAGGAUGUUCAAAGUUUUAGAAGUUCGGGGUUUUUCCCUUGAGAAGAAAUAGUCCUUAAAAGAUUGUUCACCAUGACAUCUCACUACUGAAGUUUGGACAGACUGUCAGACAUUUGCAGUCACAUACUACUUUCUCUCACAGUGGUGUCACGUGUCCUUUCCCUUGUGUGUUUUGCAAACCCUGGUAAAACAGGGAAGUUUUUCUUCUUGCCUGGCAGUAGCCACCUGUGCUCUGUUUUCCUUUUUACUCAUUGUUGGUCCUCUGCCCACCUCUUGUUUCAAUGUUUGUUUUUUUAACCCUUUAUAAAGGACCGGGAUUCCUGGUUAUAGGUGCUGCUUUCAUAUUUUUUCAGUUGAGUGAAAGUGAAUAAGCUUUUCCUAAUCAGUGAUUGCUGCACACUGACUUGGUAGCCACAAAUUACUUUAAACCAGUCUUGAACUCAUUCAUAGUAAUACCAGUAAAAGAGUAGAACAGCAAAACUGCCACAGUUCAUUUGCCAGAAAAUGUUUCAUCUGGAGUAAAGGCAUGGCAUUUCUGUUGGAUUCAUAGCACAGUGAAAAGGAGAGUGCUGCAAAUGUUAGUGUUGAUCUGCAUGUGUGCGUGAUUAGUCUUUGGCUGAGGAACACAGAUUUGUAAUUUGCAUUACUUUCCUGUGCUCUUGGGGGCUUUCAUGAAUUGUACGAAAGGGUUUGCCUGUGGGUUUUUUUCUUAUAUGAAUCUAGUUUAAUCUUUCUUGUGAGUCAAAACACAAUGUAAUUCAUUUUUAAAUGAAGAUGCUGUUAAACCUAUCCUUCAGAUUUAAAUCCUUCUCUACCUUAAAGAAGGCUUUAAACAAUGAUUAACGAGCAUUCCUGUGGUGGUUACUAGAAUUGAAAUUUCCCAGACAAACUUAAGAAUCAUCUUUCAGAGUUCAAUCAAAUUGAGAGCCUUGGUAGCAUUUGCCAUUCGUUCCUAGGUUAUUACUUACCUAUUUUUACAGUUACACUAGUUUGAACAGUGAUGAGUCAUCAAAUACAAACCCAGAUGCAAUUCAAAUAUUUUGUUCGGUUUUGCUAAGCUUUUUCAAUUUUUCUUUAUAAAAAGGAAUCGAAAUUAUGGUCUCUGGCUAAAAAACACAGCAACAACACUCUUGUAGGAACUGCAAGAGUGGUUAAUUCUUCAUAAUAAUAAUGUUACUGAUUUAAUCAAGGUUUAUGCACCCUUUGUCUAGGCAGAUAUUUUUUAAGACUUUUCAUAGUUUUUAAUUUCUUUCUGAGUGACUUAGUGUGGAACAAUCACCUUGUAAUAAGCUGAAGAGAGAAAAGGCAUCUUCUGUAUUUUUAAAUUUCUGGUCAAGCACUAGAAAUUUAAUGCAUGGAGCCAAGGCUGCCUGGAACACUUCAGUUCUGUCCGUUUUGAAAACAUACUAUUGUAAUCAUACAAGGAUCCCUACAGGACUCUGCCUUGAUUCAGAACAGAUCAUGUCUGUGAAUGAAAACUGUGUGAUGUUGUUUUAAUCUGCAUCAUUCAACACCAGCUUGCGUUGAGUGCUUCGUUUUAUGCCUACUAUGCUUACUCAUUUAUUUUCCUCUAUAAACUACUUGUCACAGAAGGAACAAGCUAUUUGUGUGUAGGUUUGUUACAGCAUUUCUUUUAAUGUUUAUAGAGUUUUCAAGUUUCAAACCCUGAACUCAGCAUGCUCGAGCUGAAGGACCAUCAGCUUCCAAAGAGUAAAGGCUCUUGUCUUGAAUGAACACACUACUUAAAAAAAAUCAAAAGCUUAAUGAAGUCAUCCCUUUCACAAACCUUAAAGGACAAAAAUAGAGCACAGCUAAGCACACAGCAAGAGCUGGGAGGUGGGACUGAGUCAGCCAUAGGAGAGAACUUGGUUGUUUUCCUUUUUUGUAUAACUUCCUGGGGUAUGAGGCAUAAGUUAUUGAGUUGUCAUAGAUAAACAACGUUCUACCCCCUGUCAGUGUAACAGCAAAGUUUUGAACGAACACAUCUGAAUUCUAAGUUUUACUGCAUUUAUCUUGGCAUUAGGAAUUGUUGAUCCAUAGAGGAAAAGAGGGCCGUGCCACUGAAUGUGUGGCUGGCACCAGUCCUUAGAGGCAGGCAGGACCAGCUUUUGUUACUCCAGUCAACAGCGCAGUUUUACUCUGCAUUGGGGGUAGAACUGUUUACAGUGCAGAAUAUGCACUGUAGUCUAAAACAGUACAUAGAUUUCCAAGUUCAUGGUGGUGCUGAUAGCAAGUCCCAGCUAUGUGUUGUAUCAUCAGUCCUUGCCCUCCAGAUACAGCUGUUCUCUAUUGACAUCUGUAGGAGCUGAAAAUGUAUAAUACUGUGCAAUAGGAGGCUUUCCAAGGGUAAAUAUACAGCUGUGAUGAAGUUCAGGCCCUAUUUGGUCACAGACAUUUCAUUCUGCUUUCUUAAGUCCCACGCUCUUUUCCUGAAAACACUUAUUCUUCCUCCCUCUGAAGGAAAAAAUAUCUUGAAUUUGUGUUUAUGUCGUUGCUAUGACAUUCAGUUAAACUGUAUGCAGAUGCAGGUUCUGUUAAUAAGAGAAAAAAACUGUACUGUGUACUUCAGUGAACAAAGAUCACCCUGUGUUUGUGUUAAAAUGUUGCUAUGGCAGUGCAUAUGGUUUUAUUUGCUGGAAGUCUGUGGUGAAAUGGAAAGAGGUCACAUGUAUGCAAGACAAGAAAUGGUAGCAAAAACAAGUCAAAAUAAAUACUGAAACUGAAAGGGAAAUUGCAGGUGACAUGUAAAAGCAGGAAGAAGCAGGGACAGUUAUUUUGCUGUCUGUCUGUUAUUUGAUAAUAGAAAUGUGUUCCCACUGUGCCCCAGCGGGUCUCAGUGACCCAUGGUACAGUGACUUAGCUCUAAUGAUGCUUUUAUUGUGAGAGCUUCUUUCCCUCAAUGGCUCUGUGCAUUGUAGCUUUUUUGUUGUUGCUUUGGAAGCAAAGUUCCCCUGGCUUAUCCUGAAUUCACCACUGCUAACUUUUCCUGAGAAAAGUAUUUUGAGGCUAUCUUAAUAUAGCAGGCUUUUUGGCAAGGAAAAUCAAGAUUGAUGAGAUAUGGGAAGCCACUAGACCCUUGCCUACCUUUGGGGCAAGGAAAAGUCUUUGUGACUCGUGAUAGAAACAGUGGAUUUAAUUUAUGUUUUUUUAACUGGCACAGUAGUCCUUGUAUUUAUCUAAUCCAUUUGCAUGAGGAGUCUUUUUGCAUCAGCUGCAUCAGUACAGCUGUUCGUGUGGUUGCAUGACAAAUGAGAAUGAGUUCAAAAUAAUCUGCCAAAGAAGGAGGGAUAAAAAUGAGAAGGGAGAGAGGGAGUCUUUUUUUAGAGAAUAAAUGACCACACUGGGAGCUGGCUGGUUCCUGCAUCAUUCCAGCUGGUGGAAAAGCAAAAGUGGUUUUAAAAUCACAUUGCCACUUUCUUUCGAUUGUCCUUGUUCUGCGUCAACAAGGAGUAAGAAACAACCAUGAAAGCUGUUGUUGCCUUUCCACUCCUUGCUUCCAGGUACUCAUCUGGAACUGUAUUGUAGCUCCAGAAUUUGUCUGUUUUGCCAAGAGUGCCAAUAGGGAGUAGAACUGUGCUCAAGUGAGGUAAAAAUUAGGUUGGUGGAUGAGGUAUAUAUUAAUGAAAAAGAAUGGAGAGAUGGCUUUAAAAGCUUGCCAGGAAGUCCCCAUCACUUCCACACAGCCAGGAGGGCAUUUAGGCAUUAAUCUCAGGCACAUGGUGUGAUUUUUAGAGUGUCCUGCACAGGGCCAGGAGUUGGACUCAGUGAUCCUGAUGAGUCCCUUCCAACUCAGCAUAUUCUGUGAUCUAAACUCUCAGUGAUAUCUCUUUGUUGACCUUUUUCCCAGCCUCUGUUUUCAGCUGUACUUGGGCUUUCAUAUUGGUUUCAGUGGGAUUGUUCCACUACAGUGCGAGUAUCUACUGUAGAGAAAAAUAUAUUGUUUCAAGUUCUUGUUAAUAAACUUGUUGGUUUUACAGCCAUUA